Messenger RNA from Zootermopsis nevadensis, 1025 nucleotides. Lineage: Eukaryota; Metazoa; Arthropoda; Insecta; Blattodea; Termopsidae. The record is from the annotation of a RefSeq genome assembly.
AUGCCCAACAACUCAACAAAAAUCCUCUUAUUAACAACGUUAACAAGAGGUAUUUUAAUCUCAAUUUCCUCUAAUUCAUGAUUUGGAGCAUGAAUGGGGUUAGAGAUUAAUUUACUAUCAUUUAUUCCAAUAAUGAUAGAAAAAAAAAAUAUCUACACCACAGAAGCCUCACUAAAAUACUUUAUUGUACAAGCAGGGGCUUCAUCAAUACUAUUAUUCAUAGUAAUAAUAAGAGCAAUAGAAGAAAGAAUAUUAAUUAACUCGGACAACUUAUAUACACAAAUAUUAAUAAACACACCCCUAUUACUAAAAGGGGGGGUCGCCCCAAUACAUUGGUGAUUCCCUGGAGUAAUGGAGGGGUUAAACUGAAAUAAUUGCUUAAUUCUAAUAACUCUACAAAAAUCCGCACCCCUAUCCUUAAUCUCAUACCAAAUUAACAAUGAUAUAUUCCUAGAAAUAAUCAUUGUAACAUCAGUAAUAAUUGGAGCUAUCGGGGGAUUAAAUCAAACAUCACUACGAAAAAUCAUAACAUACUCAUCAAUUAACCACACAGGUUGAAUAAUAUCGGCAAUAAUUACAGGAAAUGAUAUAUGAGUAACAUAUUUCACAAUCUACUCAAUACUAACAUUAACAGUAGUGUCGAUUGUAAAAACCACCAAAUUAUCUUUCGUUAACCAAAUAGCAAUAACAGAAAAGAAGAACAAACUAACAAAAUUCCUUGUAUUCACAAGAAUUUUAUCAUUAGGAGGUUUGCCGCCAUUCUUGGGAUUUAUACCAAAAUGAAUAGUCAUUCAAGCUAUAAUAACCAACGAAAUAAAAACAACAGCCACAAUAAUGGUUUUAAUAUCAGUAGUAACGUUAUAUUACUACAUACGAAUGACAUACUCAAGUUUAAUAAUACUACACCUAGAAACAAAAUGAUUAAUUGCCCAACCUAUUAAUAAAACACCUAAACACAUUAUUUUAUUAACAUCAAUCUCAAUUACGGGGUUAAUAAUAUCAGAAAUAAUCAUGAACUUAGAUUA